This is a messenger RNA of Pistacia vera, 591 nucleotides long. RefSeq lists its product as uncharacterized. The record is from RefSeq and is a predicted model, not a curated record. Lineage: Eukaryota; Viridiplantae; Streptophyta; Magnoliopsida; Sapindales; Anacardiaceae. The transcript has a single exon. The coding region runs from base 1 to 591 and encodes 196 amino acids.
AUGAACUUCCACGUCCCGACCCGACGCCAUUCCCCUUCCAUUAACCGCUACCUCUCUCCCCACCCCUACCCACCGCCCUCCCAAUCCUCCUCCGACGCCGAACUCGACGAACGCGACAUCUUCACCACCGACAUUUUGCCAUCGAACCACCACCACAACAACAACACCGGUAACAAUAACAACCCUAAAACAACAAACUUUUCCGAAAGUUUUGGAAUUCAAGCUGCGCUACUGGAAUCUCCGACUAAUUCUCAUUCUUGUUGCCACAAAGCGUCGAUUCCGAGUCCACGCACGAUCCCUAGUGUUCCGAAACCGCAGCACGAGCGAUUAGGGUUCUGGAGAUUUCAACAUCAGAGUGCGCCGGUGAACGUGCCAAUUCUGGCGACGGUUAUGAAGAAAAAUAAUUUUGAUGAGACCGAUGAGGAUGAAGAUGCGAAUGGUGAGUUGGUGGCGCCGCACGAGAUUGUGGCGCGGACGCAUUCGAUGGUGCUGGGGAGCUCGGUGGUGGAAGGGGUUGGACGGAUGCUCAAAGGGAGAGACUUGAAACAGGUUAGAAAUGCGGUUUGGGGGAGAAUGGGUUAUAUGGAUUGA